AUGGCUGGAGCACAAGAAAAAUGGUACUUUACAAAAGAACAAUUACAAUCAUCACCAAGCAGAAAAUGCGGUUUAGAUGCAGAUAAAGAGCUCGCCUAUCGGCAGCAGGCUGCUAAUCUUAUUCAAGAUAUGGGCCAGCGUCUUCAAGUAGCUCAGCUAUGUAUAAAUACAGCGAUAGUGUACAUGCACCGGUUCUACGCAUUCCACUCCUUCACACAGUUUCACAGGAAUGCGAUAGCAGCGGCGGCGCUCUUCCUAGCUGCAAAGGUAGAGGAACAACCAAGGAAAUUGGAAUAUGUUAUAAAAGUGGCCCAUGUCUGCCUCCACAGAGGUGAAGGUGUGAACGCCCUUACCUCGGAACAAUAUCAAGAACAGGCACAAGACCUAGUGUUUAAUGAGAAUGUCCUGCUACAGACUUUAGGGUUUGACGUAGCGAUCGACCACCCACACACAUACGUUGUGCGGACAUGCCACCUUGUGAAAGCUCCCAAAGAUCUGGCGCAGACGUCAUACUUCAUGGCGUCGAACAGUUUGCACCUGACUACAAUGUGCCUGCAGUACAGACCGACGGUGGUGGCAUGUUUCUGCAUACAUUUGGCAUCCAAAUGGAGCAACUGGGCAAUACCGCAAUCUCACGAGGGGCGGCAUUGGUUCUCAUACGUAGAUCGCUCGGUCACUACAGAGCUGUUAGAGAGACUGACCGCAGAGUUUCUGCAUAUAUUUGAUAAAUGUCCGUCCAGACUCAAAAGAAAAAUGAUGACCAUGUCAAAUAACAGUGGGAGCUCGCCUCAUUCAAAUGCACACCCAUACAGUUCAUCAUCGCUCGCAAAUUCACAAUUUGAGAAGAAACACAGUUUGGCUAAUACUGAAGAAAUGGAGAAAUCAUUUGAUAAAGAAUAUGAACGUGAAAGGCGUCGUCAACCAGUACCGGGCGGCUACGUACCGGCCACAACGGCACCUCAAAAUCCACCUAGCCAACCCCAGAAAAUCGACUUUAAUAUAUAUAGAGAGAAGAAGGAAAGGGAGGAGAGGGAAAGGCGGGAGGAGAGAGAGAGGCGGCAGCAGGCCAUGCAGCAGCAGCAACAGCAACAGCAGCAGCAGCAGCAGCAACCCCACCCGAGCCAGCAGCCACAGAGGCCCGUCCCGCAGCCCAGCUCCCGGCCCUCGCAGCCGCCUCCCCACCACAGACCCCCCUCCAGCCAUAACAGUCACAAACCUCCCCACCCCUGGCCCCACAAACCUCCCCACCACAAGCCGCUCCACACCGACCACAGACACCACAGGCAGCUGCCGGGCCCGUCCACCUCCGCUCCCACCCACCAGCCGGAGGUGGUCCCCCAGCGGACGCGGCCGCCGUCCCUGUUCUCGCCGGAGAAUGCCACGACACCUACCGUCGCGGCCGCGGCCUCCGCGCCCCGCCGGCCUCAACUACCCCAGCAGAGGCCCAAACCCGAGUCCAGGCCGAGUAUGCCCAACGUCGGUCUGCCCCCCGUGUCCCAGGCGCCAAACCUCCAGCCCCUCGAGCAACCCAAGCCGAUGAGCCCCCACAAGAAACGCCCCGAUCCCACCUCGGUGGUGCGGGACAUGCAGCCGCCGGCCAUCCUGUCGCCGUUCUCGUCCCCGCCGAGCAAGGAGCACAAAUCUCGCCAGAGGUUGCCCUCCAACUCCGAACCUGAGCUGGUCCCCGUCCUGAAGAAAAUUGACGAGACGCCUGGCUACGAGAACGUAGUGAGAGACUCGCAGCGCGGCGGCUCGAUCAAGACCCGCUACCCGGAGCACCGGAAACCGGAGCCCACGAGGCCCAUCAACGGCAUAGAGACCGACCCCACCCUCGUGUCCAAUCUACUCAAGGAGAGCCUGGCUAAACCCGCCCCCAUCACCGUCGCCAUGGAGCGAGCUCCCGCGGAGGUCAAGCGCGAGCCCGUAGAGCCGGCGGCGCCUCCCGCCGCCCCUCCGCCGGCCCCCGAAUCGGCCCCCGCCGCGCCGCCCGCCCCGCCCCAGGUCCCCGCCCCGCCCGCUCCCGCCCCGCCCCAGCCCGCCGACGAGGCGGAGCACAAGCAUAAGAAGGAGAAGAAGAAAAAAGAUAAACACAAACACAAGGACCGCGACAAGUCUAAGGAGGAGAGGAAGAAACAUAAAAAGGACAAGGAGAGGGAGAAGAAGGCGGAGCCGGCCCCGCCCCCGCCCGAGCAGGACGGUGCGCUGCGGAUAACGAUCCCGAGGGAGAAGCUGUCCACCAGCCCCGGCCUGAAGAUCAAGAUACCGAAGGAGAGGCUGGCCGCGCCCCCGCCGCCGCCCCAGCCGGCCGGCCUCAAGAUCAAGAUAUCGAAGGACGUCCUCGAGACGUCGAGAAAGAGGACGGGCCCGCCGGAGGCGGGGCCGCCCCACAAGAUGCAGCGGCACGAAGCACCCCACCCUAAGGUAGGCAAUUGGAACGUCCCGCCCCCGUUUAACCCCCUGCCUUUUUACAUGGUCCAGCCGCCGCCGCCCCUGUACCACUACGGUAUGGGGAUGGACGGCUACUUCUACGGGGGUAUGUACCCGCCGCACGGGGGCCCCCGGCCGCCGCACGGGGGGCCUCGGCCACCGCAUCAGCAGGCGCGGGCGCCACACCCGCACCUGCACCACCACGGGGCGGGCCAGCGGCCGCCGCGCCAGCCGCAGCCACCGCCGCUGCCUGCCAUGCCGCCGCCGCCGCUGCCGCCCCCGCCGCCGGAGUGAUCGGUUUUACACGUCUUGUAUAGUAAACAUGACUAUUUCGUUUUUAGUUUAACGACAGAUCGAUUUCGACUUCUACUAUUUCCUGUUUUAAAGUUUGUUAAGUACUGAAACUUCAUUACUUUGAGUUUUUGUGUCUUAAAUUUUUUAAGUUAUUUUUAUUAUUAUUUUUUAAGGCACUUUGAAAUUGAUCUCCUUGGCGGUGGUGACGCAGCGGAUUGCUAAGAUUUAUUUUUCUUAAACAUUUAUGUUAUAUUUUUUGAGUCUAUACGUGAAUUGCAAAUUGCAUCUACUACCAUAAUAUUAUGCUAAGCCCCAAUUUCACCAACGUCUGUUAGU
Messenger RNA from Aricia agestis (brown argus), 3057 nucleotides. RefSeq names its product cyclin-T (gene CycT). The transcript has 8 exons. NCBI's taxonomy places the organism in Eukaryota, Metazoa, Arthropoda, Insecta, Lepidoptera, Lycaenidae. Gene Ontology annotation, cellular component: cyclin/CDK positive transcription elongation factor complex; nucleus. Gene Ontology annotation, biological process: positive regulation of DNA-templated transcription, elongation; regulation of transcription by RNA polymerase II. Gene Ontology annotation, molecular function: cyclin-dependent protein serine/threonine kinase activator activity. The record is from RefSeq and is a predicted model, not a curated record. The coding region runs from base 1 to 2721 and encodes 906 amino acids.